AGCUGUGUCCAAUCACAGCUGAUCACUGAUCAUCAGGGCACUGAUGAUCAGUGUGCCCUGAUGAUCAGUGUAGCCCCAGCAGCGCCACCUGUCAGUGCCUUGUGUCAGUGCUCAUCAGUGCUUCAUGCCAGUGCCCAUCAGUGCCAACCAGUGCACAUCAAUGUCACAUAUCAGUGCCCAUCUGAGCUGCCUUUCAGUGUCACCCAUCAGCGCCUUUCAGUGCCACCUAUCAGUGCCAGUCAGUGUCGCCUAUCAGUGCCGGUCAGUGCCGUCUAUCAGUGCUGCCUAUCAGUG
This is a messenger RNA of Staurois parvus, 294 nucleotides long. NCBI's taxonomy places the organism in Eukaryota, Metazoa, Chordata, Amphibia, Anura, Ranidae. The record is from the annotation of a GenBank genome assembly.